Penicillium hordei is the source of this 303-nucleotide messenger RNA. RefSeq lists its product as uncharacterized. NCBI's taxonomy places the organism in Eukaryota, Fungi, Ascomycota, Eurotiomycetes, Eurotiales, Aspergillaceae. Bases 1 to 303 code for a protein of 100 amino acids. The record is from RefSeq and is a predicted model, not a curated record. The transcript has a single exon.
AUGUUCCCUGCGGGACCCCUCAUCGUUGUGUUGCAUCAUGAGGUCAUUUUCGGCCUGGGUUUCCUAGUAUACUUUGCAGGCUGGUCCACGAAGGAGACGAUGCCCAUAUACAAUACCACGGUUGACAUUAUUGAAAUGUCACCGGUUGACUUCUGCAAUCCCGUACAGGCUCUCUAUCAGAUGUCCUACUAUCGGAUAGGACGGGGAAACAAAACCAACCGGGGGUGUGAAUACGAGAUCUGGAACAAUACCUCAAAACAUGACCAAUGCUUACCGGCCAAGGUGAUGUCGAUGGCUUGCUAG